This is a messenger RNA of Cyprinodon variegatus (sheepshead minnow), 10531 nucleotides long. It is a transcript of the gene cica, whose product is annotated as protein capicua homolog. The coding region runs from base 557 to 7801 and encodes 2414 amino acids. The transcript is spliced from 23 exons. The record is from RefSeq and is a predicted model, not a curated record. Gene Ontology annotation, biological process: carbohydrate metabolic process; regulation of transcription by RNA polymerase II. Gene Ontology annotation, cellular component: nucleus. NCBI's taxonomy places the organism in Eukaryota, Metazoa, Chordata, Actinopteri, Cyprinodontiformes, Cyprinodontidae. Gene Ontology annotation, molecular function: RNA polymerase II transcription regulatory region sequence-specific DNA binding; DNA-binding transcription factor activity, RNA polymerase II-specific.
CCGCAGGCUCGAUCUUCUAACAGCUGUUCUGUUUUCUCACACUCUGAUUGGUCGAACUGCGCCAUCUGUCAAAUUUGUUUGGCCUCAAAGCCCCGCCCUUUCUCCAUUUUCACACCGUCCCAUUGGCCACUGUACUCCUUCUUAGUGAGCCAUUGGACGGCGCGGCUGGUUGUCAAGGCUCCGGCUCUUCAUUCACCAUUUUGCGACUGUAGUGUAGAAUGUCCAGGGCAGGAGUUUUUUUCUUUGCUCCUUUUAAGUUGCUUCGCCGGAGAAAGAUGAGCGGCCGCUGACUGGCAGCGGAGGAGCACCGUGCCCUAUUUUACUCAGCGGAGGAGCAUCCUGUGAGAAGGGGAUCCCGUGUUAUCUCCGAGUCCUUGAAACAAAGUGGUCAAGUGCCGGAGUCGCACAACCAAAGGCAAGACAGAAUGAGAAAGACCGGCCCUGACAGAGGAAAAAAAUAGAAGGGAAGCAAGAAAACAACUGAAACGUCAAGGAGAUACUUAGGGAUAAAUAAAUAACAAGAUCCGUUUGGAGUAAAGGCCAACAAGAUAAAAAGAUGAAGCCAAUAAAGAAGCAAGGCCGGCGCUCCCCUCAAUCCACUCGGGCCAAAGGAGGGAAGCGCCGUGGAGCUGGAGAGACCUCAGAGGGUGGGGAGAAGCGAGAUUCAGACGAGAACAGAGACGAAAGCAGAUCUCCUCAAAACCGAACUCCCUCCUCAUCUUUUUCCUCUAGUUCCCACUCAGACUCCUCUCAGGCUGGCCUAAUGGCGGUACGGGACGUUUCGGAUGGGGAGGGAAUGUCAGAUACAAUGGUAUCAGUCGUGAUGGAUUCAGGCAAACUGUUGACAUUGUCCAACGAAAGGUCUGGGAGGUCGGCACUGAGCGGCAGUGGCAGCAGCCAGUGUGACAGUGGUGGCAGCAGUUGUAGUAACAGCAGUACACCGAGUGCAAACAAUAGUCCGAAUCCAGCCUCCAGCAGAAAAACCGCCACUUUUAAGGCCCGUGUUCCCAAAAAGAAGUACACCUCUGAACACUGUUCUACAGCUACUGCCAGUAAUCAUAGCACCCCUGUAUCCUCCACCCCCCCUCCCCUGAGUGACGGGGUCCUUACCCAGGGGUCAACAGGUUUAGGACUCGGUGUCUCUCACUCCAAUAGUAACAGUCAAAGUAUGAGUCUGAUGGACAACUUUCCCAGUGGAGCAUCAGGCAGAGACAAUUCCCUUGAUUCUCCAGGACCCCCUACAUUGUCUCUUGUAGGGGACAGGCCUGCAGGAGGUGAAGAGCGAGUAUCCCCAAGCCCCCUUCCACGAUGUUCUUCAACAGACACUGCCAGCGAGCACUCUGCUGACUUGGAAGUGGUUGGCGACGUGCCUGCGACCACACAGACAUCUCAUUCUACACCCAGUCUACUUGACACACUGUCAGACACCCUCGCUAAAGGGUUAAAAAAUCAACGUGUCCUUGCUCGCCAGCGCAGAAGACAAAAAUCUGAGGAAAUAGGAGGUGACAAAAGAGAAGAACGGAGGCGUUCAGAAUUUGUGUUUCGGGCUGGAGUGGUCCGUAAGGUCAGCGGCGAAUUUGGCUGUUUGGAGGUGCAACUGAAUGGGGAGAAGACAAUGUGCAGGUAUCCUUACCGACAUGACAGCACUUCAGGGGUGGUGGAAAUAAUCUUAGAUGCACCUCCACCCGGUGUCAAUACAAUACCCGUUGGCACCCGUGUCUGUGUACCAUUUGGCAAUGAGGAUGGCAAUGAGGGCCAGUGGCAGUGGUACAGAGAAGGUGUGGUGACCGAGGUAGACACACACCCUGCUGUGGCCAAUCGUUACCGCGUCCUUCUGUCUGAGGGGAGGCCUCAUUCUCUGGAUGUAGAAGAUAGCAGAGGUGCUACCCAGGCGGUAUGGGUCUCUCGACAAACUCUCCGGCUUCUAGUACCACCAUGGGACCUGGAUUUGCCAUCAUGUGGUGGCCAUGGAGGGGAAGAGGGCAUCAGAGAAAAGGACAAACAGCUUGAAGAAAGGGAACAAAUCGAUGUGGAACAGGAAGUUUCUAGUCUUAGCCGAGGAAUGACCACUGGUAUUGGCUCAAUGUUUGGCAGAGAAAUAGCGUACCCAGGUAUUAUAACUGUCUCCUCCACUGCAGGCCACAACAUUGUCUCACCAGUUACUCAGACACCUGUGAUGAGCCUGGCUCAUGGUAGAGAAUGGGAAAUUAAUGACCUGGAAAUGGAGAGAGAGCGUCGGCGGAAACAAGAAAGAGACAGAGAAAGGGAAAACGAUGCAAAGCAGCAGCAACACCACCCCUACAUGCCACUCACCCCUGAAGAGGACAUGGAGGUGUCCCACUUUAACAUGGUCCCCUUGGGGGCAAUCAUACCUGGGACCAAACAGAGACCAGUUCACCACCAGAUUGUCUCAAAGCCCCCAUCUGGCUACCUCAAUUCCCACCUGCCUGUUGUACGGAGCAUUGGGAUUUCCUCCACCCACCUGGCCCUGACCCCUCACCCUAAUCCUUCAAAUGUUCUGUUAGGGCUUGACUCAAAUAAUGCAACUGCCGGCACCAUCAUUACAGGCCCCCAGCUCCACUCUCUGCCUCCCAUCUCCUCCUCCACUACAUCCUCCAGAGUAGAGAAGGCUUCUGGGGGAGGAGCAACUAGUGGUGGAGGAGGACCAGGGUCAGGUUCAAACUCUUCCUCUACAAACCGUUCACGCACUCCUCUUACAGCUGCCCAGCAAAAGUACAAGAAGGGAGAUGUGGUGUGCACACCAACAGGCAUCCGAAAGAAGUUCAACGGGAAGCAGUGGAGGAGGUUGUGUUCUCGGGAGGGCUGUUCCAAAGAGUCUCAACGACGAGGAUACUGUUCCAGACAUCUUUCAAUGAGGACCAAGGAAAUGGAGGCAAGUGGAGGCGGCCGGGAGCGCAGCGGAGCCAGCAGCACAGGGACUUUAACGCCAUCCGAUCUACGGCUGGGAGGUGGAAGAGCCAGCUCAGAGUUCGACUGGGAUGAGACAUCGAGGGAAAGCAGCGAAGCCAGCAGCCGUGGAGGAGAUUCACGUCCCCGCUUAGUCCUGCCCUCCCUGAUACCCCAAGACCUUUCUCGUUUUGACUUUGAUGAGUGUGAGGCAGCGAAUAUGCUGGUCUCCUUAGGGGGGUCCCGCUCCGGCACGCCAUCAUUCUCUCCCAUUUCCAAUCAGUCCCCGUUCUCACCAACGCCGUCACCAUCUCCUUCGCCUCACUUUGGCUUCCGCCCUGCCAAUUUUAGUCCAAUCACUGCCCCGCUUACCCCACGCCGCCCUCGGCAGCUCAGUGGCACUAAGAUGGGUACGCCAUGUUCUGACAGAGAACGCCAUCCGUCAGGAAUUGUGCCCUCCUUUCAGACCAGCCUCACCUUUACGGUCCCAAUGAGUCCCAGCAAGAGAAGGCCGGAAACCCACCCGCCCCCUCCUCUACCUGCUGUCCUGGACUACCAAAACAAAUCGGAUCAGCAGCAGCUGAUGGGCGUAGGGGGCAACAUUGUUGGAGACCAAGCUGCUUUCAGAGUCCUCUCCCCCCACAGUCAGCCCACAACACCUUCCGCACUUUCCUUUUCACGCCCUCGCAGCGCCACCAGCAGGCCAUCAUCCUCUGCUGCCUCUACGCCCCCACCCAUGCUUGUGUCUCCAACCCCUUCUCCCCUGCCCCAAGAACCCUCCCCACGCCGCAUAGUGCCCCUUCGCGACUCUCCGGUCAUUGUCCGCAACCCCGACGUCCCCUUGGCAAAAUUCUCAGACGGCCCCUUGCAGAGAAGAGAAAGAAGCCGGUCAAGGGAGCAGAACCAGGCACAGCACUCUGCUCCCCCAGGCCUGCAGGCCCCUGUGCCUAUUAACGGAGCCACGUCCAAUCCAGCGGUUCUCCUCAGGAACCCAGCCUCAACACUGGUCCUGGUCACUUCCAGUUCUUCCUUGACACCAGCCACAGCAGGCCACGCAGCCCUGUCCAGCCCCUCGGCUCCAGGGUUGAUUUCUGCUCCGUCGGGCUCUGCUCUGUCGUCGUCCGGCUCCGGAGGCAGGGACAGGAAACCCGAGGGUUACCAGGACGCCUCAGGAAGCGCGCUGCCCCAGCCGGUGGCCUGUCACCCCACGCCGACCGCCCUGCUGCCGCUCAUACUGCCAGCCGAGUCGCCUCACCCGGCGCCACGCAAGCAAAUCAUCAUGGGUCGCCCGGGCACAGUUUGGACCAACGUGGAGCCUCGGUCAGUUCCAGUGUUCCCUUGGCAUUCGCUCGUCCCUUUCCUGGACUCCAGCCAAUCAGGAGAAGCCGCCCAGCCCGCCGAUGGCCAGCAGCUUGUUAAUCAGAGCAAAGAGCCUCGCUGUGGUGUGGCCCUGGUGAGCGAAGGACGGGCGGGUCCACCGGAGCCGGACCGAGGGUCGCCGUCACGCCCUCCCCCGACCAAUGACAAUCCUCCUGCAGACCGGGGCGGAGCAGACAGCGAGACGGAGAGCGAUACAGACGAUCCGUUUUCCCCUGGCGUGGCCAACGAUCCAUCUCCCUCCACCGGACCAAUGAAGAGGCGCACACAGUCGCUCAGCGCCCUGCCCAAAGAUGGAGACAGGAAGAGGGAGAAGGACCACAUCCGUCGUCCCAUGAACGCCUUCAUGAUCUUCAGUAAACGCCACCGAGCUCUGGUGCACCAGCGACAUCCCAACCAGGACAACCGCACCGUCAGCAAGAUCCUUGGGGAGUGGUGGUAUGCUCUGGGAGCCAACGAGAAGCAGCAGUACCACGACCUGGCCUUUCAGGUGAAAGAGGCCCACUUCAGAGCCCACCCUGACUGGAAGUGGUGCAACAAAGACCGCAGGAAGUCUCUGUCUGAGGGCCGCGGCACCCCGAAGGAGCUGAGGGAGAGGAGCAUGGCUCAUCUAAUUGAUGCCCUCUCGGAGUCCCAGGCGCUGGAAGUCAAAGGAGGAAGCUCGGGCUGGCCGGGGGGAUCGGAGCGUCGAGGGGGGCCCCUGGGGGGCCCCAACCCCCGGCCCCGAGCCUUUUCCCAAAGCGCUGUGCACACCCUGGAGCAGAGGGAGAGGCAGAGGGAGCUGGAGAAGGAGGAGGGAACAAGCUUGUUUCGAAACCGACCGCCGCUUCAGUCGCUGUACCAAGGCGGAGCCAACGAGGACGUUACGAGCGACGAGGAGCGAAUGGUCAUCUGUGAGGAAGAAGGAGACGAUGAUGUGAUGGAGGAUUCCUGCCCUGAAGGCUCCAUUGACCUCAAGUGCAAAGAGAGAGUUACAGACAGCGAUGAAGAUGAACCGGAUGGACAGCAUGGCCUCCAGCCAGAAGCUCGCUCUUCCCUCCUCUGCCCCUCUCCCUCCAUCCCUCAGCCUGACUCCCCCUCUGUGAAGGGAAAUGGAAAGGCAGAAGAUCCUGAAGAUGGAGCAGACUGGAAGAGGAAGAGGGACGCACAGGAGGAGGAGGAGGAGGAGAGUGGACCUAGGAAAAAGGAAUCAUCAGAAGGAGAGGGGGGGCAGAGCGCGUCAGUUGGUCAGGUCCUUAGCGGGGUCCAGGUGACCCCCACAGUGGUGACCAACGUGGCCACCAGCACGCCCAUUCCCAUUGCCAGCCAACCAGUGGAUGGAGCCUCCGCCAUCAGCUUGGAGAAGAAAUCCAGUCCUCUGAUUGGUGGAGCCCAGCUCACUGCAGGGGGUGGGUACCUAUCGUCAUCCUCCCCCCCUGGUCCACUUACUGUAAACUCUGUGGGCAACAGCAGCCUGGUCACAAGCCUUUACCUCCCUGCUGCACAGCCCCUGCAGCUCAUCAGCCCACAGCCCCAAAUCCUCCCACCCGUCCAGCAUCACCCCACCUCCUCCAUCACACCUCCCACCCAGCAUAAACCUUCGCUGGAAGUCCAGCGCAUCCCGCCCACUGAGACCCCACUCACUCCUCAGCUUACCAACCAGCACAUCGUUCCCCUGCUGACCGGCGGGGUGCAGCCUGGGGUGGGGAUCAGAGUCCAAACCCAGUCACCAGUGUUGCAGAGCAAGAUGUUGGUUCCCAUGGCAACAGUGAGGACAGGGUCUACGCCUCCUCAGCCCUCCAUCUCCCUGGUGGCCCCGCCUCUUCCUGUGCAGAACGGCACUUCCACCGGAAACAAGAUCAUCCAGUUCACUCCCAUGCCAGUUCAGACCAACGUCCAUCCCAGCGCCGUGGCUGCAGUGCAGUCUGGGAGCCCAUACCCUGUAUCCAUGACGACAGUAAUGGCAUCUGGAGCUACGCCACCACAGACCGUUCUUCUCACACCCCCGCCCACCAGGAUCACCUACGUCCAGUCCACCCCAGGUGCUACCAUGGCAACGCCCCAGCAGGGCGCUCAGCCUCCGUAUCUCUCCUCACAACUGGCGGCUCUGGGCUUCACAGCCAUCGCUCCGGCCGGACAGCCUCUGGUUCAGCCCAUCGUCGGCCAGCCGCCUCUGCUGGCGCCGGCGCCGCCCAUUGGCUGUCAGUCACAGACUCCUCCGGGUCAGGCAGCCACUGGCCGUCAGGUACUAGCAGCCAUCUAUCCUGCACAAACCGUUGCCCUGGCGACCAGCGUGGUUCCGGUGACAGCUGUGCCGCCUGCCGUAGCCUCCCCAGCCCAGGACGCGAUAAAACCCACCUCCCCGUCGACCAAAGCGGUGCAGGGUUCGGCGGCUGCAGGGGCGACCUUUCAGCCCGGGGCUGGAACUCAGGUGGAGGUGAAACAGGAGAGCCAGCUGGACGCUGAGAACGAAGGGUCAUCAGGCUGCAACCCAAGCUGCUCCGUGGGCAGCUUAGAAAGUGGAGGCGCAGCAGUGAAAAAAGAAGAAGACAUCGGUCUGAGCAUCAAGGAGGAAAACAUGAGAGAUGAAGAAGAGAGAGCUAGACAGAGCGAGGUGGAUGAAGAGCGAGAAAGAGCGAUGAAGGAGAGCAGAGACAAGAAGGAAGCCAAAGAGACGGAGAAGGAAGACCGCAGCAAAGAGGCUGGACCUCGUUCCCCACCCCCACCACCACCACCUUCCUCAGGUCUGGACCCCCCUCCCCCUCCACCAGCAGAGAAAGAAGCCCCCUCCUCAUCAUCUUCCUCUAAGAGGAAUAAGUUUCGCCCCCCUCCACUCAAAAAGACGCCUGACUCUCAUGACAAGGUUUUGUCGGAGACCUCCUUUGAGGAACGCUUUGCUGAGCUUCCAGAGUUUAACCCAGAGGAGGUCCUUCCCUCUCCCACGCUGCAGAGCCUGGCCACCUCUCCUAGAGCCAUCCUGGGAAGCUACCGGAAGAAGAGACGCAACUCUACUGAGCUUGAAGGGGCAGCAGAAGAUCCCAGCUCCCCCCGUAGGAAGACCCGGCGUCUCUCCAGCUGCAGCUCAGAGCCCAACACCCCAAAGAGCGCGGCCAAGUGCGAGGGAGACAUCUUCACGUUCGACAGACCAGGUCCGGAAGCGGAUGUUCCCCCAGGAGACCUGGACAGGGUUCCCUACUCGUCGCUUCGCAGGACGCUGGAUCAGCGCCGGGCGCUUGUCAUGCAGCUGUUUCAGGAACACGGCUUCUUUCCUUCAGCUCAGGCCACAGCCGCCUUCCAGGCGCGUUUCCCGGACACUUUCCCCACCAAAGUGUGUCUGCAGCUGAAGAUCCGAGAGGUUCGUCAGAAGAUCAUGCAGACGGCCACGCCAGGAACACUGGAGCCUGGGGGGUCCUCCGACGCCGGGCCUUCCCCGUCCCACCACUCGUCCUCCAGUCAGUCGACGCGGGACGACGGAGGGACGGAGCAUCAGGGAGACAAAGGCCAGAGCUCGGAGGAGCCGAAAAGCGAAGGACCGUAAAACGGAAAGAGAGAAGUGUGUGUGAUAACCAGAACAGGACUGGUUCCACUGGCACUGAUUCCCAUUAGACCUGGGCAAAAAAACAAAAACAAAAAAAACAGACAUAACAGCUGAAAUUAUAAGACACCUCCAGACAGGAUUUGAUUGUCUAAUCAGACCUUGAAGUGUUUAAACCACAUGCAAGGCGUGAUGAGUUAAGUGCUUCUUGAAUUUCCUUUUAUCCUGAAUGUUUUUCUUGAAGGUUUUGCCCAGGUCUGCUCUCAGCACAUUGAAGGAGUUUGGGACUCAAACUCUUCGGUACACACUCUCUAUCUCUCUGGUACACACACACACGUGCACACACCACCCACACAGGAACCAAAUUAGACUGUUACUCUUGGUUGUUCGUCCCCCCGGAGCCACAACCAAGGACACAACACACAAAGGCACUAUGUCACUUAGCGUGCAGAUGCAGUUUGCUGUUGCCAGCCAGCCAGCCACCCCUCAGAUGCCAUUGACUUGACCUCCUUGGCGCCCUUCCACUCCUCAGCACCGUGGUCGGGCCGCAAACACAACCCCAGCGACCUCCACUGAUAUUUCAACAGCCCCUCGAUGCUGCAGGACAGUCGGCACGCGCACACGGAGGCAUGCGUAGACACAUAUGCAGUGCGAACACAAAGAUAAUCAAACCCGGGUCUGACGAAGCCAUCGGCCUGCACUCUUUCUAGUGAUUGUAGUGAGAGACGGAAGAGUCUGGAUGCAGUGUGACCAAUCUUUGCACCUUCAGCUGUUGCCAUUAUAACAGACUGAGAGCUUCACAGGCAGGAGCCGAAUAUCUAUGUCUGUAUGUCUGGGAGGGAGAGGGGGGGUCCGAUCCCCUGAAAGCUGUUUGAACGGGCACCAUAAAGAGAUUACGUAACGAGACUACUGGUUGUGGCGAUUUGGAGGCGGAAACUCCAGCACUGGACCGAAUGUGACGAGCUCACCGACAGGAAGGAAAAGCAGGAACUCAACCAAACUUCUCAGAAUCCCUCCUCUGGAUGGAGUCCAUGUUGAUUUUUCUCUCGUCAUUGUUGCCGUGGAAAUAACCAGUUUUACCGUGGCCUGUUUUUUUUUUCGCUCUCUCUUUCUCUCGUGGCUCUAAUGUGUUUCUUCUCCAGCAUAAAAAGACAAAAAAUUUAAAAGACAAAAAAAAAAAGAAGGAAAGAAAAGAAAGGACACAAAAUGGGAGGGGGGGUAAAUCAGUCCGUGCCCUCCCUUUCCACCCCUCCUUCUGACGGUUCCUGGCCAGACUCAGAAACAGGGCGGGGCAGGGAUGUUUGGUGGUUUCAUAUUUUGAAAAAAAAAAAUUAAAUGUUAAAAUCAGGUGUUUGCACAUUUUGUGCGUCCCCUUGUUGUCAGGGGAUCGCCACAAGUUCAAUCAGGAAAGUAUUGUUUUUAAGAGAUUGUUUUAGUAAAAUAGCCUCUUUCCAUAUGUUUCCCCCACCCCCCCUCCAUCUCCCUCCCCUCUGACUCUCCUCACCCUUCCAGUGUUGUUAGAAAGUGCCCUUAAGCACUGGUCUCGGGUCAAGCGCUAUGUAGCUCAGGAUGGUUCUGGUUAGGGUUCAGUUCAGGGAAAGCAGAUCCUAGACCAGCCCUGGAGGGCAGACCCUGGAGCCCUCCCCCCCCCUCCUCCCUCCCCUCUCGUCUUGACACUUUAUCCUUUCCCAUCAAAUGGUGCAAUAGGACAUUUAUUUCUUUUGGAAAUGGCUUUUAUUAACUUUUUUGUGGGGGGGGGGAGAAGCGAGGCUCUGUGCCAUAGAUUUUUUUAAUUCAGUGCAGUCAGUGUGAGGAAAGAGCUGUUGUGAUCUUGAACUGUGGUUAAAAAAAACAGCAAAAAAACAAAAAAGAAUCACAAAUAUUAUCAACAUUAAGGAGAUAGAGAGUAUAACUUACUAAAAGUCAACAACAAUUAUUUGAAUAGCACUUUUUUGGCUCUUUGCUUCUUUGGUGAAGAGUGGGGGUAGUUCUUAUUAUGGGUAUCUCUUUUAUUUCGCUGUAUAGAGUUGGAUGUGUGACUAUAUAUAUAUAUAUAUCUAUAUGUAUAGAUAUAUAUAUAUAUAUAUAUAUAAAUAUAUUACAGGUAUUUCCAUAUUUGUGCAUUUAUGUCUGUGUUUGGGAGAUGUGUAUGUUUUGGCACAUGCAGGCAGUUUGUCAACACGACCGACCUCUUCUCCUGUCACCACUCAGCAACAUCAUCAAGCAUAUUUUUCCAUUCUAUAUUCUACUCAAGAGAUGGUAUUUUUAUAGUCACCGCGACUAUUUCCUCAGCCAUAUAGACUGUUAAUAAACUCAGCUGAUUCAGGAAGCGUGUAUAAAUAUAUACAAAACAUACGCAGGAUACACCUUUUAAUGCAUAAAUAUAAAUCAACACACAAAGGUAAUUAUAGAGGAUCGGUUCACCUCACUUUUAGGGAGGGGGGGUUCUUUAGGGCUGUUAAGUGUCGAUCUGCAUGCAUGUGCAAACACGUGCACACUUGCACACGCCCGCACAGACAUGCGUGCGUUCACACACAUGUAUGCGUGUAAAGUGUAUGAUUGUGCUUCUAAAAUAAAACUGUCCUUACUUUGGAGAAGGAAUUUUAAGGAUGAGCGAUGUGAGUGUUAUCUCAUAAGCAGGCAUGUUGACCAUGUGCAAUAUUUCUAAAAUGACAACAAAAAGAAACUAAAUAUUGAAAAUAUUAAAGAUCUAACACAAUGCCUUGUGUUGUU